Sclerotinia sclerotiorum 1980 UF-70 is the source of this 324-nucleotide messenger RNA. RefSeq lists its product as hypothetical. The transcript has a single exon. Gene Ontology annotation, cellular component: glycosylphosphatidylinositol-mannosyltransferase I complex; membrane. Gene Ontology annotation, molecular function: alpha-1,4-mannosyltransferase activity; GPI mannosyltransferase activity. NCBI's taxonomy places the organism in Eukaryota, Fungi, Ascomycota, Leotiomycetes, Helotiales, Sclerotiniaceae. Gene Ontology annotation, biological process: GPI anchor biosynthetic process. Bases 1 to 324 code for a protein of 107 amino acids. The record is from RefSeq and is a predicted model, not a curated record.
AUGCUAGCGCAAACCCUCGCCUUCGUCACCUUCAACAAAGUAGUCACAUCCCAAUAUUUCCUCUGGUACACGUGUCUGCUACCGCUCUAUCUCUCCACCCCUUCCUGCACACUCGUUCGAUCUCCACGCGUUGGGGUGCUGGCUGCGGCGCUGUGGAUCGCUACUCAAGCAUUUUGGUUACAGCAGGCGUUUGAGCUUGAGUUUUUGGGUAUCAGUACUUUUGUGCCUGGAUUGUGGGUGGCGAGUUUGUUGUUCUUUGCGACGAAUGUUUGGAUUUUGGGCAUUAUUGUGCGGGAUGUUGGACGAGGAGCAGCAGCUGUUUAG